AUGCCUCCGAAGAAGAAACGUACCCCCAAGGCCAGGAAGACAGAGCUGGUAUUCCUUGAGAGGCCGCGAGAGGGACCCAUCCAUUGCUAUGAAACGCUGCUACCUUCGGCCGAGAAUCCAAGACGUGUUCCUACAAAACCUGUAGACCAGAGCACCUCUGCUGCCUGGGUGUGCCCACAAUUUGAAACAACUAAGUCAGUGGUGUUGAAAGCAUGCCAGAAGAAGCAUCAUGGUCCUCCCAAACCCCAGAAUCAGGGUGCCAACCACAGUAUGCUUCAUGCAGGAGGAGCGUGUCGAAAAGCUACAGCCUGCAAAUGGCCUCCUUUAACUUUUGAGAAUCCAGAGGGAUAUGCAGUCCAUCCCUCGGAUCAUCCAAAUCGCUCAAGAAAGAGCGUGCAGCACUCUCACAGCCAGUCCAAGAAAGGGACAGCAACAAAAGGCAACAUACAGGUGAACAGUCCAGAGAACUGUAGAGAAACACCUUUGUUACCCGCUCCCCAGCCUGCGGAGCCAGAAGUCUUUAGUCCAUCAGAUGUACAGACUCCAGAGGUGCCUUCCAUUAUGAACUGGAAAUGCAGUAGCACUCCGCCACAAAGAAGUGGCCAUACCUGGCAUCGAGAAAAAGAGCUGGCAUUUGGCAUUGAUCCCUGUGGGAGCGGGGAGUCAGCAGCAGUACUGGUUACAGAUACUCCUGAGCAUCAGUAUGGAGUAAAGGUUACUUGGAGGCGGCGGCCUCAUCUAAUGAAAUACCUACAGGAGAAAGGAAAGCUGAGUGCUGCUGACAUACUGGUGAAGGUGAACCCCAAGCUCAAGGAAACAGGCCAAUGUCUGACUUGGUGGGAGCAGUAA
Messenger RNA from Leptosomus discolor (cuckoo roller), 849 nucleotides. It is a transcript of the gene RHNO1, whose product is annotated as RAD9-HUS1-RAD1 interacting nuclear orphan 1. Gene Ontology annotation, cellular component: nucleus; chromosome. The record is from RefSeq and is a predicted model, not a curated record. NCBI's taxonomy places the organism in Eukaryota, Metazoa, Chordata, Aves, Leptosomiformes, Leptosomidae. Gene Ontology annotation, biological process: DNA damage checkpoint signaling; recombinational repair; cellular response to ionizing radiation.